AUGAAUUCAGUAGCGUCGGUGUUGUGCGAAACCACCGAAAUCACGUCCGCAGAAGUCGAUGCAUAUUUGACAAAUGUAUCCGACGAACAGUUUUUGUGCAUGGACGAAAAUACAACCUACUACGGAAUAGGACACUGUUCACCCUCCUCAGACCCACUGUUUUUUGAAAAUGGAGUCCAGCUGAGCUUCGAUAGCUCGUGUUACACAGAUUACUCAGGCUCAGCAUAUUCCGGAUACUCAUCAAGCGAAUGCAGUUACUACCCAGAACUUAACAGCUCGUUAUACAACAUUGCAUACAAGUCUGAACCGUUCCCAAGUGAUGGAAAGUACUCAUCAGAAGGUAAAUAUUCAGUUGACGGUAGAUAUAGCAUGGAAACGAAGUAUAGCGUGGAUGGAAAGUUUUUAGUAGAUAGCGGAGAUAUACUGUCACUGAGUCCGACACCAAAUCUCCAGUACCUAACACCGAAAAUGAAGUCAAGUUUCGAGUAUUCAUUGAAUGGUAUAUCAAGUAAUGGCGCCUCUAAAACAAGCAAUAUCACAUCCAAUAUGGCUGCAACCAUGUCUAACAUGUCAUCAAAUAUGAGCAGCAUACCGUCGAACAUGAAUAACAUAGCCUCUAUUGGUAGCAUAGGGAAUAAUAUUGUUGAUGUGAUGACGCCGGGAAGAAAUCAGUACCCCACGAAGGUUUCUACACACGAUCUUGCACUCUUCAAUACCAUGAUGGACGGGAAUCCUCUCACGCCCAUGAAGUCGAACUCCAAUUACCAAAACAGUCUCAAAAUGCAAAGUUCAAUAAGCACGGUUGCAAGUUCUUGCUCCUCAUCCAUAGCGUAUGAUAGUUACUCCAAGUAUUAUCCGUACGACGAAAAUACAAAUUCGCCAUAUCUGAGACAAAGUUAUGGAAAGAACAUGGAUUUAUUAUCAUACCCGGAACCUAAUUUGUCUGGAAACGAUAGUAUACAGGACAUGUACCCAUCAGAACGUCCAGUUGGGAAUUUCACGUUCCAGAAUAAUGAUAUUGAGUCCAUUGGAGAAAAUUACUUUACACCGACAAGUAUUACAAGAAACGUGGUAACGACAUUCAAGGUUCCAAGCUAUGAUCCAAGUAUUACCCCAGAAGAGAGAUAUAGAGAGAUUUUGAAGAUAAUUUUCAAGAUCCCACCAUCACCAGAAACUUUUUUGACGCCAAUAAGUUCCCAUGUACUUAACAGCGAGUCCAUUACUGAACUGUCAAAAAGGUAUGACGAUUCCCAGCGCAUAGCAAACCCGCCCGAAACACACGUAGUCUACGUAAGGAACGGAGCUGAGCUAAACCUAGUCCUGAGGAACGAUAACCUAUUGAUCCAGAACCCAAACCAGCACAAAGAGCCUCGUAACGAGAAGCUCAAGUUGACCAAACAAGUACUCAACACAAAGAACAUUGCAAGCAGCUCAGACCUCAACGAGAGCAUGAUCAGAUCCAGAAAUGAUGAGCAAGGGAUGAGUUACCUUCCCUAUAUAAGCUGUAACUGGAAAGGAGUCCACGAAACGAGCUGGUGGAUGAGUGACGAUAAAGGCGUCGUACGCAACUUCAAGGUCAAGUUUGACCCAGUAGUUUUCGGUUCUAAGGCUGUGGCCUUUGAGGAAGCAACCAAGUUCGCGAAGUACGUCGAGGGUCUUAUCAGACCGGGCUCUCUCAUCAAGUGGUACCCAGGGUUCAACAUUCCAAUUGGAACUAGUGGACGAGCAAACCUGAGGAAAGUUCUUCAUAUGGACCGCAUGAAAAAUUCCGAACUCUGUGACCCAGUGCUUGAAGCCAACGGACUCAAAGUGGCAGCCAAGUCAACCUUCGGAGACAUGAUAAUUGUAGAACUGUACAAAGCGGCCUACGUCUUAGGCCUAUGGGAUGUAGCAGCAUACAAUUGCCUGAAAACCUGUAAGCGGAGAGGAUACUCAUUUGAGUGGAUACACGAUAUACAAUCAAGUGGAAAGAGAAUAACACUGGACGCACUCAAGUAUAUGCGAAACGUCAAGGAACUCAUUGAACAGGAUAAGUUGUCAAGAGUUAAUUCAGAAAAGAAACGCCGUAGAAGAAAGUUACCAGAUAAGCGUAAAAGGGUACCUUAG
Molecule: messenger RNA, 2106 nt
Organism: Theileria annulata
Lineage: Eukaryota; Apicomplexa; Aconoidasida; Piroplasmida; Theileriidae
Exons: 2
Coding region: 1-2106 (701 amino acids)
Source: RefSeq, a predicted model, not a curated record